Molecule: messenger RNA, 2960 nt
Organism: Schistosoma mattheei
Lineage: Eukaryota; Metazoa; Platyhelminthes; Trematoda; Strigeidida; Schistosomatidae
Source: the annotation of a GenBank genome assembly
AUUAAAACACAUAUUUCAGGCUGUUAAGCAUGUUAUUUACAUAAUUGCCAUUUGAAGAGCAUUUGUUGAUAAUUCAAAGAUUCGGUGUGGCGCAAAUAACCCUGGCACCUCUGUAAACAGAAGAAUUUGAUUGAUCGUUGGAAGUUUUCGCGUAAUUAUAACUACUUUAAGUUUAGAAAUAAGUAGAAGGUACCUAAAUGGAUCUAUAAAAAACACAAAUAAUGGUAAUGAAAUUUAUCACACACUUUCUUGCUCAAAUCGGACCGCAGUCUGAGUAUACUUGGACUCGUCUAAUUUACAGUGCACUUAAGGCUCCUACAUAUCAUUUGUAUUUUGAAUUGCUACUAAUUAUUGGUAUCAUAUGGUUGUUGUUUAAACGCAGUUAUCGUAUUAAUGAUGUAAUCAAUCUAAGUGUGGAAGAGAAAAAUCAACUGAUCAAUGAAUGGAAACCCGAUAGUUUGGUUCCGAAAGAUUGGGAACCAUCAAAAUAUCUAUUAAAACAAUUCCACAGAUGUGCGAAUGGUCCUCUUGGCAAAUAUGUCAAUUUCAAUUUAGAAGUGGAAGAGUUUGGAGCUACUGAAAACAAUGUUAGUAAGAAUCAUCUUAAUUUCGCAACAUUAAAUUUCUUAAACUUUGUUGGGGAUUCGGAUUUGUCUAAUGUCGCUACUGAGCAGCUGAAAAAAUAUGGUGUUGGAUCAUGUGGACCAAGAGGAUUCUAUGGUACUUUUGAUGUUCAUCUUGAAUUGGAAAAUAAGUUGGCUGAAUUCCUCGGUGUUGAAAAAGCAGUAAUUUAUUCUUAUGGAGCAGCCACAUUUUCUAGUGCUAUCCCAUCCUAUUCCAAACGAACUGAUGUAAUAUUUGCGGAUGAAGGUAUCAACCAUGCUACGUAUCUAGGCUUAGUGGCAUCUAGAAGUCAUGUUCGAUUUUUCCAUCAUAAUGAUAUGGAACAUUUGGAACAAUUACUGAUAGCACAGGCAAAAAGAGAUAAAGAAGAUCCUAAGCGUGCAUUACUAACUCGCCGAUUUUUUGUUGUUGAAGGUAUUUAUUUCAAUUCUGGAGAAAUUUGUCCCUUAUCUGAGCUUAUUGCUUUAAAAUAUAAAUACAAAGUUCGCAUUUUGUUAGAUGAGACCAUUUCUUUUGGAGUAUUAGGUAAGACUGGUAGAGGUGUAACGGAAUAUUUUGGUGUUAAUAUAGAAGACAUUGACUUAAUCUCAGGUUCGUUGGAAACUGCUUUAGGGGUAUGUGGAGGAUUUUGCGCUGGAUCGCAGUAUGUUGUUGGUCAUCAAGAACUCUCUGGACAAGCAUAUUGUUUUUCAGCUUCUCUACCACCAAUGUUAGCUAAAGCUGCAUGUACAGCAAUUUCUAAACUGCAAUCGCCUAAGGAAAAUGGUAAACGUAAUCAACGGUUAUUGGAAUUAGCCAGAUUAACUGACAAUUUGUUUCAUUCGAACAACAAGUUAACCAGUAUUUGGAAACUAUAUGGUCAUCCGGAUAGUCCGUUAAAACACUUAAGAUUCAGAGAAAAUAAUACUUUAGGUAAACUUGAGGCUGUUGUCCAAACUGCUUUUGAUUGGACUGAUGAACGAAAUUUGAAAGCACCUCCUUUAUUGUUGACAGUAUCAAGGUUAGUAAUGCUUAGUUGCACACUAAUUCACAUCAUAUUUAUUCCUAAUGUUAUAUCUAAUAUCCAAAGAUUUUUUGUCCAAAGAUAUUGCGACAGUUUAUAGUAAGAGAACAAGAAUAGUACAUAACAUGAUGUGCAGUCCAGUUGAAAAUGCAACCAGAAGCCUCUCAGUCAAGAAUGCUUCUCCAACUAUUUUAGAGAAUGAUAAUACUAAAGCAAAAUCCCCACUGGUUGUUACUUUCGGCCUUCUCAAAUAACGUUUCAAACCAUUGAGUUGUAUGGUGUUUAAGACUCAAACUAGGGAGUUGUGAGAAACAAACAGAUGUCAGCACUAGGCAAAUUCCAUCCCGUAGCUUCAUGCCACACACUGACUACCUUCUCUCUUUUCACCCCGUCCCAGGUUCGGCAAAUAAUGCACAGUAUAGAAUGGCGUUCGUACACAUGCCUAAGCCACCGAAGCGAGUGUUUCAAAGUGGUGACACUAAUUGUUGUCACCGAGGUUAAACACACUUCUCAUAUCUCAGCAUUACUAACACGGUGUUGCCACUAGAAAUCAGCAAUCCUUAAGCGAGAGCAAUGAUCGGACAUAGAGAGUUGCGAAUAUUCUCAGCUCAGAAAUGCCAGGUUUCGCAAGUAUAAAGCGAACUACUCCCACCCGACGUGGUAUAGAUCCGAUCUUUUAAUGCCAGACUAGUAUCUUGAACGAGCCAAAGGUGUGUCAGAUUGUCGUAAACCACUCUGGCUUUGACUAAACGCAGAGUGACCUCAUCAUUUACGUCACCAUCAGCACUCACAUAAAUAUCUAGAUUCUCAACUCUUUCAACUGCCUCGUUUGUUGCUGUUUCCGAAUAUCGAUGAAAAAGUCGAAGAGGACGAGUGAAAUUGGGCAAAGUGCAACAACAUCGGUGACCACUGCAUUGAAAAUUGGUACUGGGAAGAAACAGGUUGUGACCUCCACAAAGGUCAAAGAGACAGUCACCCCUAUCUGACAUGGAAACAACGAGUUCACCUGUGCUUCGAAUCCCCGAUAUACGUAUAAUAUAAACUUCCCUGCUCCACCUCCAAGUAUUCGUAUUGCAUUGAAUUGUGAUUUAACUAAUGAAGAAUUGCGUCAUCUAUUCUAUGUUCUUUCUUCAAUAGUUCCUGCAUGAAUCGACCAGUAAAUGAUGAAAUUUACAUUCAAUAAUGUUGGCUGUGAAAUAUUUUAACAAAACAUGAUAUUUGUCCCUGUAAUCUCAUGGACGUCACUAGCUUAAUAAUAUUAUAUUUAUAGUUUUUUGUAAAUGUCUCUUUUUUAGUAAUGAAAAGGUUAAAUAUAAUUAGCGUUUUUGCGUAA